This is a messenger RNA of Coccinella septempunctata (seven-spotted ladybird), 929 nucleotides long. RefSeq names its product cuticle protein 63-like. The transcript has 2 exons. Lineage: Eukaryota; Metazoa; Arthropoda; Insecta; Coleoptera; Coccinellidae. The record is from RefSeq and is a predicted model, not a curated record. Bases 126 to 710 code for a protein of 194 amino acids.
AUUUUGGAUCAAACAAUAAUGUAAUGGUAAUUGAAGGACGAACGCAAAUCUGCAAAUGUAUAUAAACUGAAGGGUAAGAGUCAAUCGGUACUCAUUGUGAAGUCAAGUUUCAGCACAAGAACAACAUGAACGCUUUGAUCGUAUCCGCCCUCGCCUUCUUGGCCACCGCCUGCGCAGCCCCAUCAGGCCAUGGAAUCGGAACAGUCGUUUCCGGACCAUCCGGAAUCGUGACCGGACUUGGACCCAUCGGACCGGCCGGACACGGAAUCGGUUUGGGUCUAGGACACGGACUUGGUUACGGCCUUGGUCUUGGACACGGAGUAGCUCUCGCAGGCCCCGCCGCCGUGGUAGCCGGCCCUGUAGCUAGAACCACCGUCAUCUCAGGCCCAGUAGCAGCUGGCGCUGUCGUCGCCGGACCUGGACUCGGUCUAGGACACGGAAUCGGUCUAGGACACGGACUUGGACUUGGCCACGGUCUCGGACUCGGAAUCGCCCACGGAGCCGCCGCCCUGACCGCCGGAGGCGGUUCCAUCGCCGCCACCGGCCACGGAGCUGCCAUCAGAGGACCACCAACCGCCCCCGUCGUGGUGGAAGGACCUGCAGGUAGGGUAGCCGCCGACGGUCUCUGGGGACCAACCGCCAACAUUGGAGGUCAUGGAGCCCUUGGAGCAAUCGGUCAUGUUGGCUACGCUCAUGGACAUGGAUGGUAAAAUGGACGCGGCAACGCCUACCAGAAUUUGGUGUGCCAUAUCUCAGGGUAUUUCGGGAAAUAGUUUUAUAUUUUCGUGUCUUGAGUGUGGACGCCAAGAGUUUCAUCUCUUUCAUAACCACUGCCUCACCAAUGACUACGAUUAUGUACAUUUUUCAUGCUCAUAUUUAUGUAUAAUUUAUAAAAAAACAAAACGUUAAUAAAUGAUGAUGAAUUUUAA